UCUGUCAAACAAAUAUGAGCCAAAAUUUGUGCAAGUCUAGCCCCCGGAACUCGAGUCAAUCCGGGAGUUUUAAAAAAACUCCAUCGUAUUCGAAGAUUCCGCGAGCAAGUUCGAGAAGUCGAGUAUCCUUAAGCGUAAGCCCGCUUGGGUCUGCGAAAUGUGCGGAAGGCAAACCCGUUACUUUGGGCAUUGACGGGCGUAUUGUGAAACCAGAGGAUCAAGAAAUUACGAGUAACUCAAACAAUGAUACACGGUUAAAACAGUCCGUAGAUGUAUCAAGAAAUAGUCCAGAAACUAGAGCCAGUACUUUGGAUAUUGGUAAUUACGUCGAGAAACCAGUGACACCGGAGGACGAAGAAGUUAGCAGUAAUUCGAACUCAGAAGUUGAAUUGCCUUUUGCACAAAAUAAUACGCGGUAUGAGCAGUACAAAAAUGAACUAAAGAAACAAUUGCUCCAGGAUUUGCUUAAGCAAGAUGAUGAAAUGACUAUAACCACGUUCAAGUUCCCGUUGAAGACUGACCCUAAAACAGUGGAAAGCUCAACCAGGUUCCUCAUAGGGGACAGUAACAUCAACAGGAGAGCUGGUUUCGAGCCAGAUGCCAAAGGGUAUGAGGGUGAUGGACAAGACGUUAAAACUCUGAUUGGAACUGUACCAAAAAGAAAUUGGUGCUUCAUCGUAAGCAGUGUGCUAACUCUGAUAAUGCUUGGAGCCCUUCUGAGUAUUACAGUUCUUAUCAAUUACCGCCAAUUAAUACAACUUUAUCACGGUGAAAUUAUAUUCGAAAAAGCUAGUAGUACUCAGAAGUGGUAUGUUUGGAUAGCAACAAUUUUUAAAAAUUUCAUAAGUUUUCUGUUGACUGAUUUUUGAUAAGUUUUGAUCUGUACUUUUGUAAAAAUUAAAACAGAGGUUCACUUGUAAUAAAUUGUAAUGUUUUGGA
This is a messenger RNA of Wyeomyia smithii (pitcher-plant mosquito), 939 nucleotides long. RefSeq lists its product as uncharacterized. NCBI's taxonomy places the organism in Eukaryota, Metazoa, Arthropoda, Insecta, Diptera, Culicidae. The transcript is spliced from 2 exons. Bases 15 to 869 code for a protein of 284 amino acids. The record is from RefSeq and is a predicted model, not a curated record.